This is a messenger RNA of Lucilia cuprina (Australian sheep blowfly), 852 nucleotides long. RefSeq lists its product as uncharacterized. The coding region runs from base 64 to 780 and encodes 238 amino acids. The record is from RefSeq and is a predicted model, not a curated record. NCBI's taxonomy places the organism in Eukaryota, Metazoa, Arthropoda, Insecta, Diptera, Calliphoridae. The transcript has 3 exons.
UAAGAACUAACUUUAUAGACUUCAUGACCAUAGGAAUGUAUAGUAUUAAAACUCAAUUAAGAAAUGUUUAAAUUAUUUGCCGUAAUAUUGAUAUUUAUAGUCCUAACAAAGGGUCAGAUGGAAAAUGAAACCACUUAUUAUAAAAGCAGAUCAGUGGCUAACAUUGAUGAUUAUAUCAAUCAAAACCGUCAAAAAUAUGCCAACAUGUUGCAAGAUUAUAAUAAUCGAUUAAAGACUUUUCAUGACGUUUAUCAAGCACGUUUAGAUGGAAUAUAUAUACAGCAGGAAAUGCUAACAGAUAGUAUGCUGCAAAACGAAGAACAUUUAAAUACGUUGGAAAAUUCAAAUGACUCUACCAAAGAAUGUGUCACCAAGUAUCGUUCUACCAUACCUACAGUUGCAGACACUAAAACAUCUAUUUUAAGUUGUAUAAAUUACGCCAAAAAUCAGCAUAGUAAUUUAUUAAAUGAUCCUGAAAAUACCAAAAUUUAUUUAAUAGGUUAUUAUUACGGUUAUUUUGAUAAGCGACUUAGAGAUUGUUCUGAGAUUUUCGACAAUACAUCGGUUAAUUACAAUGAUUGUGUUACAAGUGUGGUUAACGAUUCCAACAUUUUUACUACCAGUAAUCAAAAUAAUUUUGCAACACAAAUAGAUGCAGCCGUUCAUUCAUCAAUUGUUAUAAUUAAAGCAGCUUUUGAUUGUAGUUUUCAGAUAGAAAAGCGUACAAUUUCAUUAAUUGUUGACGUCAAUAAUUUGAUUAAUAAAUGUCAAUUGGAAUAAAAGAGAUUGUAGAUAAUACACGAAAGGAAGUUUUACCUAUAUUUUUCAUUUCCCAAAUCUUUUUGUUUUUUU